Nicotiana attenuata is the source of this 1063-nucleotide messenger RNA. Its product is annotated as small heat shock protein, chloroplastic-like. Lineage: Eukaryota; Viridiplantae; Streptophyta; Magnoliopsida; Solanales; Solanaceae. The record is from RefSeq and is a predicted model, not a curated record. The transcript has 2 exons. The coding region runs from base 150 to 815 and encodes 221 amino acids. Gene Ontology annotation, biological process: response to heat.
UCCAGAAACAAGCCAAGAUAUUAGUUCUCAUCCCAUGCUUUCUUAGGCCGAGGUUCCAGAACAAUCUCCGGCCUGUUCCCUUUAUAUUAUGACGUUCCCCUCUUUUUUUCUUUGUCUGAAUUUGCAACUGAAGUUUCAAAAAUAACAAUAUGGCUCACUGCUUAUCAAGAAUUUCAAUUUCUCAACCUUUUCCUUUUUCUGUCAACAAUCCAAAAUUUUCCUACUACUCUGUUCCAAUAUGUAGUAGAGGUGGUAAUAACAAAGUGAAGGCCAUCUCAGUUGAUGAAAGACACAAUCUUGAAAACUUGCAAAGACAGAACAAGUACCAAUCUCAGCAACCUAGAAAGAGAUCACCCCAAAUGGCCCCUGUUGGGUUGUGGGAUAGGUUCCCAACAGCAAGGACAGUGCAGCAAAUGAUGGACACAAUGGACAGAAUCAUAGAAGACCCUUUUGCUUUGAAUGGAAAUUGGGUUGCAGAAGAAGAUGUUGGGUACAGAAGAGGAAGGACGCCAUGGGAGAUAAAGGAAACUGAAGGAGAAUACAAAAUAAGAUUUGACAUGCCAGGCAUGACCAAAGAGGAUGUGAAGGUUUGGGUAGAAGAGAAAAUGUUGGUUGUGAAAGCUGAGAAAGUGGCCAAGAAAAUAAGUGAGGAAGAAUGGUCUGCUAAGAGCUAUGGAAAGUAUAGUACAAGAAUUGCAUUGCCUGAGAAUGUUGAGUUUGAGAAGAUUAAGGCUGAGGUUAAAGAUGGUGUCUUGUACAUUACUAUACCAAAGGCUGCUAGUAAUCCCAAGAUUUUUGACAUUAAUGUUGAAUGAACAAUUUUGAUCUCUAGUUUAUAUUGUCUCUUAGUCAUAGACGCUUCUGUUCUUAAGGUUUAUAACUAAAGUUGUAAGGGCUCAUCUUGUAAAUUUAAUAACUCUAGGAGGCAAGUGAAUGUGCCCACCCCUUCUUGGUGCUUCCGUUUAAGGACUUCAAGAAAUUAGCCUCUGAUCAAAUUUUUACUUUAGUAUCAAAUGUACUUGAAAAUUUUUGGACUGAGAUGAUCUAAAUGAAUUUACUUGCC